Messenger RNA from Penicillium longicatenatum, 2499 nucleotides. RefSeq names its product putative DNA ligase I. The coding region runs from base 1 to 2499 and encodes 832 amino acids. The transcript has a single exon. Gene Ontology annotation, cellular component: DNA ligase III-XRCC1 complex. The record is from RefSeq and is a predicted model, not a curated record. Gene Ontology annotation, biological process: DNA recombination; lagging strand elongation; DNA biosynthetic process. Gene Ontology annotation, molecular function: DNA ligase (ATP) activity; ATP binding; DNA binding. NCBI's taxonomy places the organism in Eukaryota, Fungi, Ascomycota, Eurotiomycetes, Eurotiales, Aspergillaceae.
AUGUCCAGCCCAGCUAAAAAGCGCAAGCACAAUGGUAAUGAAUCAUCGCCGCAAAAAUCGCGCGGUAUCGAGUCAUUCUUUAAAGGGCAGACUAAACAACCCGUGAAAGUCGAGCCCGACGUCACUGAGCAGACCCUCUCGGAUGAAGCUUUGGCGCGCAAGCUCCAGGCUGAAUGGAAUGAUGAUAAUAAUGAUCAACCCUCUACUUCAAGUGAUACUCAACCUACGACAAUAGAAUUCGAAUCAACUACAGCUCCGCCAAUCCCGUUAAUACCUGCAGAUACAACACCGGGGACUUCAACGGCGGCCAAAAAGAACACACUAUCGUUGCAAUCAUCCUCAGGUACAGAGGACACAGUUUCUCUUACCGUACCCUUUGAUCAAAGCCCGCAAACAUUUGACGCAGGCAAAUAUGCAGCGGAGUUGCGACCGCACUGGGCCUCCGAGGGCGGCGAUGCUACCUACGCUCUGCUAACAAGGGCUUUUGUCCUAGCAAAUUCAACCACAAGCCGAAUCAAAAUUGUCGAUACUCUCGUCAACUUCCUCCGAGUCCUAAUCGAAGGCGAUCCAGAGAGUCUCCUUCCGGCUGUCUGGCUAGCAACCAACUCUAUCUCGCCACCAUACGAUGAGCUGGAGCUAGGAUUGGGCGGUUCAUCCAUCUCCAAGGCUCUGAAGAAAAUAUAUGGCCUGGACAAUCAAGGCCUCAAAACGCUUUACGAUCGACAUGGAGAUGCGGGAGAUGUUGCUUUCGAAGCUAAGAAACGCCAAAGCUUCACAUUGGUCAAGCCGAAACCUCUGAAGAUCAAAGGUGUAUACCAAUCACUCCUCAAAAUCGCCAAGAGCAAAGGGUCCGGAAGCCAGGAGACAAAGCAGCGAGUUGUUGAGAAGCUCUUGCAAGAUACGCGUGGGGCCGAGGAGAGUCGAUAUAUUGUCCGCACUUUGGCACAAAACCUCCGAAUUGGCGCGGUGAAAACUACCAUGCUCAUCGCUCUUGCGCGAGCAUUCCUCUACUCAAAGCCUGCUGGGGCAGAGUUCACCGUUCUCCCACAGCAUGAAAUCGCGCGGCUGAAGAAGGACGAACUCUCCGAGCUGUACACUAACGCAGAAGAAAUCGUCAAGGCUUCCUACGCUAGACACCCAAAUUACAAUGAUCUCGUCUCGUGUCUUUGCGAAAUCGGCGUGAGUGAGGAACUGCUUCUCCGGUGCGGCCUGGUGCUACACAUUCCACUCCGACCAAUGCUAGGAAGCAUCACGCGCGAUCUUUCGGACAUGUUGACAAAACUGCAAGGACGAGACUUUAGCUGUGAAUACAAAUACGAUGGACAGCGAGCUCAAGUGCACUGCGACGAGAACGGCAAAGUAUCCAUCUUUUCUCGUCACUUGGAGCUCAUGACAGAAAAGUACCCUGAUCUGGUAUCGCUUGUCCCCCAAAUCCGGGGUGAGGGUGUCUCGAGCUUUAUUCUGGAGGGCGAGGUAGUCGCCGUGGACCAACAAAAUGGCGACUUGCAGCCAUUCCAAACUCUCACCAACCGAGCAAAGAAGAACGUUGACAUCGGAGCCAUUACCGUUAAUGUCUGUCUAUUCUCAUUCGACCUAAUGUAUCUCAACGGCUCGCCGCUUCUAGAUCGCCCGUUCCGUGAACGCCGCGAACUACUUCGGAGUCUAUUCGUCGAAAUCCCUAGACGAUUCACCUGGGUAAAAAGCCUCGAUGCAACAUCCGCAGAUUCAGAAACUGUACUUGAAUUUUUCAAAAGUGCCACAGACGCCAAAUGCGAGGGAAUAAUGGUCAAACUCCUCGACAAUGCAAUAAACCCUACCAAACAACCCAUCGAAAUCAACACCGAAGAAACCCCUUCAAUAGAACGGGAACCCACCACCAAUCCCCAAGAAAAGCAAAAACCCAACAGCCGCCGCAAAGCCCUCCUAUCAACCUACGAACCCGACAAACGCCUCGAAUCCUGGCUCAAAGUCAAGAAAGACUACAGCACAUCAUCCGAAACCCUAGAUUUAAUCCCAAUAGCCGGCUGGCACGGCCAAGGCCGCAAAGCAAAAUGGUGGUCCCCGAUCCUCCUAGCAGUCCGCAACCCCGAAUCCGGCGCACUCGAAGCCGUAACAAAAUGCAUGUCCGGAUUCACGGAUAAAUUCUACGCAGCCAAUAAAGAGAAAUACAGUCCCGGGAGUGCAAAUGUUAUCUCGAGACCUGCGUAUGUGGAAUACUUCGGUACGCCGGAUGUAUGGUUUGAGCCACAGGAGGUGUGGGAGAUGGCUUUUGCAGAUAUUACGCUUAGUCCGACCUAUCCGGCUGCUAUUGGACUUGUGAGCGAGGAACGGGGCUUGAGUUUGAGGUUUCCGAGGUUCUUGAAGGUCCGGGAGGAUAAGGGAAUUGAUGAGGCUAGUUCUUCGGAUUAUUUGGCGCUUUUGUGGAGAAAGCAAGGGGAGAGGGCGAUUGAGGCGGGGGCAAAGGAUGGGGCAGAUGAUGUGGGUUGGGCAGAGGAAUGA